Molecule: messenger RNA, 1755 nt
Organism: Annulohypoxylon truncatum
Lineage: Eukaryota; Fungi; Ascomycota; Sordariomycetes; Xylariales; Hypoxylaceae
Product: programmed cell death protein 2
Exons: 2
Coding region: 90-1415 (441 amino acids)
Biological process (GO): maturation of SSU-rRNA
Cellular component (GO): cytoplasm
Source: RefSeq, a predicted model, not a curated record
AAGAAAAAAAAGGUGGUCGCGACGACAUUAAAAAGACAACGGACAACAAACAAUCGACAACACUGUCGUAUACAAGCAGAAACUACAAGAUGGCGCCGUACGAUAGCGACUCCUCUGCUGGAGAGGAGGACGACUUCACAGAGACCAAUGUGCUUCUCGGGUAUGCAUCAAAAGACCCUGGCGACGAGACUAUUAGUCGUCUGGGCGGCCGUCCUGAAUGGCUUGAUGAGAACACUCCACCAUCAGCAGCGCUUGCAAGAUGCAAGAUAUGCAAGGACUUGAUGGUUCUCCUACUACAACUAGACGGCGAGCUACCGGAACGCUUUCCCGGUCACGAGCGGCGGUUAUACGUCUUCUCCUGUCGGCGCAAGAGCUGUCGCCGAAGAGAGGGAAGUAUCCGCAGUCUGCGCAGUGUGAGGAUAGCACCCGGUAGCGCUGCCAUAAAUACUACCGCCAAAAACACCAAGGACAAAAAGGAAGAGAAGCCAAAGCCGAAAGAAGAAGCGCCAAAAUCGCAACCACCGUCCAACCUAGGAGAGUCCCUUUUCGGCGCCAAAACAAUGGGAUCGCCAUCCGGCUCCGCAAACCCAUUCUCCACUACCGGUUCUUCCUCCGGGAGUAGCAAUCCCUUCGCCAGCUCUAGCAACCCAUUCAGCAGUCCCUCGGCACCGCCCAAGGAAACAAAACCCGAACCUAAGACCGAGUCCGCCCCACCAUCAAAUACAACGGAGGACGAUAUAAAUGCCCUCCCCAAAACCUUCGCCGAAACCCUCUCCCUCAACAACACACAAUCCCAACCCCCCUCAACCCCACCAGAGCCCUGGCCCGCCGCAGCACAGCAACCCUCCCCGUACCCAAUCUCCUACCUCUCGGAAGCCGACUACGAGACCCUCGACCCAACCCCGGCCCCCGUCCCGCAGAACACGCGCAUGGACGUCGACGCCGACACGCCCUCCGGCAAAGGCGGCAAGGAGGACCGCGAGGUCUUCGAAUCGACCAUGGACACCACGUUCCAGAAAUUCGCGGACCGGCUGUCGCAGAACCCGGAGCAAGCCAUCCGGUACGAGUUCGGGGGGCAGCCGUUGCUGUACUCGAAAACGGAUGCCGUGGGGAAGCUGCUACACGUCGCGGUACCCGGGAAUGGUAACGGGGUAACGACCACGGGUACGAGCAUGCCCCGCUGCGCGAACUGCGGCGCCGCAAGGACGUUCGAGGUCCAGAUGACGCCGCACGCGAUCGCGGAGCUGGAGGCCGAGGAGCUGUCGCUCGAGGGAAUGGACUGGGGGACUAUUAUCGUGGGCGUGUGCGAGCGGGAUUGUCAGGCGCGGGGCGUGGCGGAGGGCCGGGUCGGGUACGUGGAGGAGUGGGCGGGCGUGCAGUGGGAGGAGUUGACGGGUGCUGGUGGGCGGCGGUAGUGAUAAUCCAAACGGUUAGGGGGAGUGGGAAAAGCCAAUACGUGCAUAUGGUACAGUGUUAUGGCGUGAGGCUUGCAUGGCAUGGGCUAUGAAAUAGGAGGACGUAAGUAGCUGAGGGUCUUAUGCCGCGGAGCAGAUGAGGAUCAAUCACCAACGUCUGAUAAUUCAAUCGUGAACUUCUUGAUACUGCCUUAUUUCAUCAGUAGAUUAAGAGACCGUACGCUCAUGUGGUCUAGGUAGUCUAUUUCUAUACUUACAAAGCGUAGAAAUAUAGGCAUUUGUCUAGAAAUAGACUCACAAUAGAAAUGCAAGUACGAGACCACGCAAAUAGAUUUGCAUC